AGCCGCAGCAUCUGACAGAGGAGAGGCUGCAGCCAUGGGGCAGCACCGGGUUCAGACCGGACCACUGUAUCCCUGUCUGAUUGCAGCUUUCUGUGGUUCUCAGGUUGAAGUCGCAUCAUGACAGAACUGGAAGCCUCUGGGACGGGGGAGUCUCCCCCUUCAUACAUGAUAUUUCUGGUGGUCUUCUUCUUCUUUCUGACUGGACUGCUGGGCUUCCUCGUCUGCCACCUGCUGAAGAAGAAGGGCUACCGCUGUCGAACAGGAGAUAUGCAGGAUGAAGAGGAGGAGGAGGAGCAGGAAAGACUUGGGGAAAAUGCAGAAGACGACAACGAUGAGAACCAGGACACCGUGGAGCAGAUCCUCAAAUGUAUUAUUGAAAAUGAAGCUAACAUGGAGGCCUUCAACGAGAUGCUGGGAAACCACAAUGUGUGUGUUCGCCAUGAUCCCAGGUUGCGUAAGGAGUCCAUCGGUGGUGUUCCUCCUCAUCUCCACACAGUCCACUCAGGAAGUGACCACAACUCAUGCCACCUCUGUGCCCAGGUCCGAUCUAAGAAGGGCCGUAGACAAAGCAGGACCCCCCGCUUCAAGCAGCGACCCGGGGAGCAGACCGUCUUCUCUGUUGGAAGGUUUCGGGUGACACACACUGAUAAAAAGCUCCAUGGAGGUCCAAAUCCAUUGGCUGUUUCGGGAGACCAGCUGGACCAGUCCAGGGACAGCGAUGAGAGGAAGGAAGGCGGUUACAACCUGAAGAGUAUGUUCAAAGAAGUCCGACCACUUCCUGAAGGAGCCAGCGGAGUGGCUGCAAACAUGGGAAAACCCAAAAAGAGCCUAACUAUCUUCAGUCUGCGUCGAGGUAGUGAUCCUGUGGGCUUAAAAGUAAAAGAGGGGCCAGGGGGAGUCAGAUUCUCCUUUCAGAAGCCCCUUGUAGUGUUAGAGGAACCUCUACCAGAUCCUGAGCAGAACCAAAGGGCUGCUGUCAGAACAGGUUCUCCCUCUGCUCAAAGGAAGAAAGUGGACCACGACUCCAGCUCCGGUCCACAGGAAGGAUCUAAGACUCUGACUGACCCCCCCACCUGUCUUCCUGUUUCCCCUGAGACAAACGUUAACGCUGAGAAUGAAACGUUAAAGACUAAAGAGGCGCCGCUCCAGACCUCAACACCCAUCGGUUCCACGCCUGCAUCCGUUCCAGGUUCCACCUCUGCGCUCCUCCAGACCUGCUCUGACCCCUGCUUGAGUCCAGACCAAGAAGCAGGUUCUAGAUUUGGCCCGCCUAUAAUAAGUUUAGGCUCAUCUCCCCAAAUGUCCCUCCCAAACAAAACCAUGUCCUCCGUUUCUUCGUUAAAAUCUCUGAACUCGUCCCUGGCAGAGUCUCCGAGUCCUAAAAGUAGAUCAAGAAGCAUGGCAUCAGAGACUGCUGACCAAAGUCUGUCCCUCGCAGGUCCACCUCAUCCUGCCCUGAAUGUAGACCACGUGACAACAUCUGCAACCAAUCAGGACCCUGGUUCAGUUCCUGUAAAGGAACAGAAGCCAGAAAGACUCAAAACCCUGAAGCUUGACGGGAAAACAGAAAUAAAAAGAGCUGGAAUCCUAAAAACUGCUAAACUGUCCCCAGACGCUUCUAAAGGUCCUGGUCUAUCCCCUCCUUCUGAUCCAGGACUGAGGAGUCUGCCUUUGUCUCCUGGCAGUCCUCUGUCCCUGUCCUCACCUAAAGUCAGCAGAAUAAGUAGUGUAGCCAUCGUUAAAGCCAGCCCCGACAGUAAGAGAGAGUUCUCCGUGAUCACCCUGCUGGAUGAAGAAGAACCGUCCUCUUCAUCUAAAGACCAGCAGAAAGAGCCUGCUGCGGGUGCAGAAGAAGGAUGUGGUCCAACCUUAGGAGCCAGGGCUGCUCCGGGUCCAGAGAGAGACGACCUGAUGGAGAUGGAGGACAUCAAAGACUGUAAGGUCACACAUGUGGGAGGAGCUAAAAGGAUGGAGGAGAGGGGGGAGGAGCUGAAAGUGAAGCAGCAGGUCAGACCUCCAGAGGAUGAGGAGAAGAUGGAGCAGGAACACGGACACCGCAGAUCAUUCUGAACUUCACUUCAGACGUCUGUCACUCAGAAACUGCACUUUGUAUUUCAACCAUGUUUGUUUGUUUGUCACAUCAAAUGGACACAGCCCAGCUGACUAAUCAGUCCAUGACUACAGUGACUUGCAAAAGUUUUCAUCCCUUCUAUAACCUCACAGUGUGAUGAAAAUAAAUAAAUAAAUAAAUCUAAAAAAAAUAAUUCAGAUGAAUGAAAUCAAACUGUGGAAAAAUAGUUUUAAAUAAAUUUAAACAGUAAAAAACUGAAGUGGUGGAAAGGGUAAGAUUUGUGAAGGCAGAUUAUCUCUGGUCUAGAGAUAAUCUAUCUCUUACAAUGCUUUAAAUCAGCACAUACCCCCUUCAGUAGAGUACCCCUUACAAUGCUUUAAAUCAGCAGGGUACCUCUUACAGUACUUUUAAUCAGCAGGGUACCCCCUACAGUAGAGUACCCCUUACAAUGCUUUAAAUCAGCACAUACCCCCUUCAGUAGAGUACCCCUUACAAUGCUUUAAAUCAGCAGGGUACCCCUUACAAUGCUUUAAAUCAGUAGGGUACCCCCUACAGUAGAGUACCCCUUACAAUGCUUUAAAUCAGCACAUACCCCCUUCAGUAGAGUACCCCUUACAAUGCUUUAAAUCAGCAGGG
Molecule: messenger RNA, 2707 nt
Organism: Austrofundulus limnaeus
Lineage: Eukaryota; Metazoa; Chordata; Actinopteri; Cyprinodontiformes; Rivulidae
Gene: rell2
Product: RELT like 2
Exons: 6
Coding region: 118-2070 (650 amino acids)
Biological process (GO): positive regulation of cell-substrate adhesion; positive regulation of p38MAPK cascade
Source: RefSeq, a predicted model, not a curated record